GUUUUUGAGGGCCCGAGAGGAGAUAAUUGAGGGCAGGAAGUGUAGAGCACCCUCACUCUCUGAAAUUAGGUGUCUCCUGAUGGAGGGGCAGAAUCCUCCCUCGGGGUCCUGGACACUGACCCUCCAGACUGAGGCUUGUCGAGUCUUGCCCCGGGGUUCAGGGGAAGGCUCGGCUGCCCAAGGAGCAGGAGGAGGCCUGAAUUCUUCUCUCAAGAUGAGAGAAAUCUCAAAGCCACUUCCUGGCAGACCCAGAAGGGGCCUGGAAUGGUGUCUGUUUAGGAGAACCAAGAAGUGGGGUUUCCUGCGUAACCUCGAGGAUUCGGGAAAGGGACGACCAGAUCAUUCUGUCCUCACGGAGGGAUUCCUUUUGCCCCCCUUGCCUCUGAUGAUUACCAAAGUGCUGUGGGGGGACUUCUUCAUUAAAUGUCUGGACUGCUGCCCCCGAUUUGUCAGCUUUUCAUCGGUUAUGCAUGUUUAGUAUCUACUGACUUGAUGACUGUUUCAUCAGUCAACGACCACUUACAUUUCCCUCAGCAAGCAUGUAUUGAAUAGCUGUCUUAUACUUCAGCUGGGUUAGUUUGGGCCCUGUUUUGGUCUUGUACUAAGCACAAGUACCCUAGACUCUAGUGGGAUGACCCUUCAAAGAACCCUCUUGUCCCACUGCUUCCCCAAACACCUGCAUCGUAGUCUCCGAUGUGUGACUUACCCUGAACUUGGUUUGCUCUGGCUGUUCCCUCACAGUGGUCCUGGGUGGCCUUCCUGUUGGCUUCAUUACAUCUGGUAGCACUCUGAAUCACCUACUAAAUACACGAGAAGGAAUAAAGAAGGAAAAAAAUCAAGGAGUUUUGGCCUCAAGUAAUAAUAAAGUUUUAACUUGGAAGUUUCUUGAGAAUAGACUGCGAAACAGUCUACAAAAAUUACAGUGUGGAAUAAAUACAUUUUGGGGGUUAGGAAAUUUCAAGAUAUCUGGUAUUUCUGUUAUUCCUUUUCAGCAUCAGCUCUGAUGUCCCUGUGAUCAUGUGACACUUGUGCUUACAUCUUGCCAUGUUUUAAACAUUAGUUUUCAGGACACAAAAAAAAUUUAAUCCUGAGUAGGUCAGAUGUCAUUGUUUAGCUUUCCACUUGUUUAUGUGAGCAGUCAUGUGCUUACUUUUAGGGUGUCUUGGAAAGUAACUGCAAAAUAAUUUUUGCUUUUCACAUAAAUAUGACAUACUGCCUUUACAUGUGUUGCCCUAGAAUUAUAGAUAGUGUAGUGUGAUGCCACCAUGAAUUCUCUAAGGCCUCUUCCAUGAAAUACCCGAAGGAUCAGUUCACUCAUCUUGCCUUAGGAGUUUUUGUUGCUAUAAACAAGAGCUGCUUUUCACUUUACACUCAGCUCAAAGAGAUGGCCUUGCAAUUAGCCAGUGUAGUCUGUGGAGCUGGUAGCUGGUUACUUGUUAGAAAUAUGGUAUUUAGGGUAAUAAGAAAUAUUCAACCCAAACUUGCUUCUCUAAAGAAUGUAAGAAUUGCCAUGUUGGAUCAGACCUGUGUUUCUGACUGACACUGAGAGACAUAUUGUAGAUGAUUAUAAUUAUCUUCUCUGAUAAACUCAGAAGGUUGGAGAAGCAGCUAGAACAUUCAACUUAGGUUCCAAGGUGUGGGAGGGGUAAGGAGUAAAAUAAGAGUUCCUAUUGAGUAAAGUAUUAAUCAAGUGCUUAGUCAACCACUUAUUCAGAGUGUUGUAGAGAGACCUCAACCUUAGAGUAGAAGGUUGAAACUAGAAUCAUCCUCCUAAUUCUGCUUUUCUAAAACCCAUUAAUUUACCUAAUCUGUUAAUUUUUAAAAAAUUAAACAUCUUUUUGGAGUAAUAAAUUCCGCCUUUUGGAAUAAUAAAUUCCAUAAGUUUGUUACCUGCUAAAGUAUUACAUCUUUUUAAUUAGUUAAAUAUGUAAUAGUAACAGAACAGUGCUCGACCAUAAAUGAGUGGCCAACAAAUGUUAGCUGUGAUGAUUAUUUUAAUUCACCCUACACUUUUGUGUUUCACGCUUUGAAGAUAUCUAUUGGUUCAAUUAUUCUAGGAUUGAUGGCGUUUGUAUGCUUCAUCAUAUCCCUUUUUUUCUUUUUCUAGACUUCAGGGUGCUAGUUGUUUUGGUUCUACUGCUGGCACUGAGCCGAACCAGCCUAUCGAUUCUUUUUUUUAUUUUAUUUUUUGUAAUGCUUCAGUGCAUGGUUGUACAUCCUGGUUGUUAGUUUAGUGCUCUCUGUGUGCUGCCACGACAGUAUGACAGACGGGUGGUGUGGUUCCACGACUGGGAAAUGAACCCAGGCCACAGUGGUAAGAGCGCCAAAUCUUAACCAUUAGAUCACCAGGGCUGGCUCUGUUUUUCUUCUCUAGGUUUAAACCUUUAUCCUAAAGAAGUCAUAUUGUGUACUGCAAUAUCUUAUAAUUACUUUUUCCCUGUAGUAUGUGACAGUGCCAUGCAUGUCUUUCCUUUCUGUAGUUCCUUAAGAGCAGAUACUGUCUCCUUUCCAAGAAGGGGAGGCUAACUCUGUGCCUCAUGUAGAGUAGAGACUCAGUAAAUAUUUGUUGAACUGGGAAUAGUGAUGGGCAAUAAGUAAGGCAGCUUAGCCUAGCUGCCUAAGCAAAUUUAUAUCCCCUAAAUUAGAAGAGUAGAAAAUUCUAGAAGUCUUUUAGGGUAAAUUGGGUCAUUCAUCGCACAAAAAUUUAAUUACAUGCCUGCUAUGUGUUAGAUUUCCUUAGAAAGGUUUAGGUAGGCAGUUUUGGAGAUGGAGUCUGAUACUUGAAAACUCUUACACUCCUGUGUCCUGGGCAGGGGAGCUGUUGAAAAAGAAAAGCAAUCCUUGCUCUCCCAGGAUGCAGUCUGGUGGGGAGAGGCUGUUGGUUGUGAUGGGGUACUGCAGGCACUGAGGAAGCAAGAACACAAGCUCAAAUCUGAUCCAGGAAGUCACAGAAGGCCUCCCCGAGGAAGUGAUGUUUUAAAUAAGUCACAAAAGUUUAGCACUGACUAGCCCAAGAGGAAGGAAAAGAGAAUUCCAGGUAGAGGAAACAAGUGUGAAGGCUCCGCUGAAGAAAUAUGACAUGUUUGAGAAAUUGGAAAAAAUUCAAUGACAGGAGCCCACAAUGUGAGAGGAAAACUAUGAGAAAUGAGACUAGCAGGGUGGGCAGGGGACAGAUUGGGAGGAUUUUGUAAGCCAUGUUAAGGUGUUUGCACUUUAUUCUAACAGCAAAGAGAAUCCACUGAAGAAUUUUUAAGUAGGAAAAUGACCUGUGGCCUUUAGUAAGAUCACUUUGUCUGCUCUGUAAAUAAUAGAUUGGAGAGCAAGACCAGAGAUUAGGAUACUGAUGAGAAGCAGCUGGAAAAAUGCAGGUAACAGUGUAGUGGCUCAGAAUGUGGUGGCAGCACAGAUGGAGAAUGGGGGAUAGUCAGAAGAAAGAUAUAGGUGAUAGAAUGGAUAAGAUUUGGUGGUUGAUUGGAUUUAGAAAGAGGAGUCAAAAAUAACUCAGUUUCUGGACUGAGAAAAUGAGUGGAGGAUAGCACCAUUUACUGAGGCAGGAAACACAGGAGCAGUUUUGAGAGGGAACAUGAGUUCGGUUUAAGGUGACUACAAGAUAUUUUAAGAGGCUUUUGGAUAAGAGGAGGUGUAGAAUUCAGGAAAAAUUUUGAACGUGAGACUCAUAAAGGGCAGAAGUAUAAGUCAGAUGUGGGAAUUUUAACUAGGUCAAAUACAAACAAAAAUUGAUUGAAUCAACAUAUGUCAGUGCCUAUGAUGAGCAGGGCUAUGGGAGACAAAAAGAGUUUUAGAUAAGCAGUACCUGUCCUCACAGACAGUACAGUGCGGUUAUGAAGAUAGAUAUCUGUUCAGUUAACUACAGUAUACUAUAGUAUAACUAUAGUAUAGGUUCAUCACAGUGAUGAACACUAGAGGAGAGCUACAGACCACGUGUCGGGGGACUGCAGAAAAGAAAAUGGUUUGGCAGUGUUUUGUGGAGGAGUGGGUUUUGAGUUGGGCCUUGAAAGAAGAAGGAGCUGAGGGAGAAAGGAGUUUGGGGCUUAAGGAAUAACAAGGGUACAGAAAGCACAUAUUACGUAUUCAGAAUACAGUGGGUGGUCGGUAUGUCUGGAGCUUAAGAUUCUUGGGGUAUGAUAGUUGCAGGUAACUGGAAAAGUAUUUUGAGGCCAAAUGAGGGAGACUUUGAGUGCUAUGCUUAAGUAUGUGUAUCAUAGGCAAACAAGUGCUGUGGCAGAGCUGAGAUGUGGAUUCAGUUGUCUGACUAUCAGUCACAUAUUCAAACCUACAUCCGUCGUGUGCCUACUCUGUUCAGCACCGUCUCACAUAUCUAAGUAAAUACAGUGCUCUUACCUAUACUCUCUUAAGUGACUCCUUUCUUUUCAACUGUGAAGACUACCAGCUGGAGAAUAUCCUGGGGCCCUCUGAGUUUUCAAUACGAUUGGGACAAUGCUUUGAGUUACUUUAGAGUCAAGGAGCAUGUGUCGUGGAUGGUUUCUUCAACAACCCUGCAAGGGAGAUGUCAGGUGGAUCAUCUCUCCUUUCAGUCUCAGGCAAACAGGUAUUAAGAAGUUCCUAGAGGUCAUACAAUUGGAUUCAGCAUUUAUUAAACAACCACAUGAUGCAAGUCAUCUUUCUCUUUCCAUACAGCUUAAUUCAGUUAGUCAGCAGAUACUUAUUAAGUACUCACAAAGGACAGAGUGCUCGAUGAGGUGUAAUGGCUGGUUGCAAAGAAAAUAGAUGAUUCCUACUUUCUAGGAGCUUACUGUUCGGGAUAGAACUAGUUUUGUACUGUAAACCAGCUCUCCAGAAAAAAAAAAAAUACCCUGAUUUGUAGUGCUUGCCAAUUUCUGUGGUGUAUAUACUCCCAGCACCACUGAUUUCAAGCUACCAACUUGAUGUCGCUAAACUCAGAGUUGGGAAUAGAUGUGCACAGUUGGUUCUUAGGAGCUGGUAGAGUUGGCUCCAGCACGCUACUGGAUGAAUCACACAUACGAAGAAAACCUACAACAGCAAGUGGGUACGAAGGCAUUUCUGGAAAGAUCAGAGCCUAUGUGAGCCCCUUCUCACAGUUCCCCAUCUUUUUCAGAAGACCAUGAUCUCCAGGGUGCCCUUGGAGUUGGUAGUCAUUAUCUUGGUGUUCCCUUCCUAUGGUUGCCAUCUUUUCAAGCCAGACAAAAUUACUGGUGCUUCUUUUUUCUGACAGCAGCCUCAGCUAUCUGACUUCAUGUGAAAGAUGGCUAAUGCGGAAGUGAGUGUCCCCGUGGGGGAUGUGGUUGUGGUACCCACUGAAGGAAAUGAGGGGGAGAACCCUGAAGACACUAAAACCCAAGUGAUCUUGCAGUUACAGCCUGUGCAACAAGGGAUUUAUGAAGCCGGGUCGGAGAACAACACAGCAGUUGUGGCAGUAGAAACACACACAAUACACAAAAUUGAAGAAGGGAUUGAUGCAAGCACUAUAGAAGCAAAUGAGGAUAUGGAAAUUGCUUACCCCAUAACUUGUGGGGAGAGCAAAGCCAUCCUCCUCUGGAAGAAGUUUGUAUGUCCAGGAAUAAAUGUGAAAUGUGUCAAGUUCAAUGAUCAGUUGAUCAGCCCCAAGCAUUUUGUUCACCUGGCUGGCAAGUCCACCCUAAAGGACUGGAAGAGAGCCAUUCGUCUGGGUGGAAUCAUGCUCAGGAAAAUGAUGGACUCCGGGCAGAUUGAUUUUUACCAACAUGACAAGGUUUGCUCCAAUACCUGCAGAAGCACCAAAUUUGAUCUUCUGAUCAGCAGUGCAAGAGCUCCAGUGCCAGGACAGCAGACAAGUGUGGUGCAGACACCCACUUCGGCCGAUGGUAGCAUCACACAGAUUGCCAUCUCAGAAGAGAGCAUGGAAGAGGCAGGGCUGGAAUGGAACUCGGCUCUCACUGCUGCUGUCACCAUGGCCACAGAAGAGGGCGUGAAAAAAGACUCAGAGGAAAUUUCAGAGGACACUUUGAUGUUCUGGAAAGGAAUAGCUGAUGUGGGACUGAUGGAAGAGGUUGUCUGCAAUAUACAGAAGGAAAUAGAGGAGCUGCUGAGGGGAGUUCAACAGCGCCUCAUCCAGGCUCCCUUCCAGGUCACAGAUGCCGCUGUUCUCAACAAUGUAGCACAUACAUUUGGCCUGAUGGACACAGUCAAGAAGGUUUUGGACAACAGAAAGAACCAAGUGGAGCAGGGGGAAGAGCAGUUUCUCUAUACUCUGACAGACUUGGAACGCCAGUUGGAAGAGCAGAAGAAGCAAGCUCAGGAUCACAGGCUGAAGUCCCAGACGGUUCAAAAUGUGGUACUGAUGCCUGUGAGCACUCCUAAGCCUCCAAAAAGGCCCCGGCUCCAGCGGCCAGCCUCCACCACUGUCCUGAGCCCUUCUCCUCCUGUCCAGCAGCCUCAGUUCACAGUCAUCUCACCCAUCACCAUCACCCCAGUGGGUCAGUCGUUUUCCAUGGGCAAUAUUCCAGUGGCUACCCUCAGCCAGGGCUCCAGUCCUGUGACUGUCCACACACUGCCUUCUGGCCCUCAGCUCUUCCGCUAUGCCACAGUGGUCUCCUCUGCCAAGAGCAGCUCACCAGAAACAGUGACCAUCCACCCUUCAUCUAGCUUGGCACUGCUAAGCUCCACCGCCAUGCAGGAUGGGAGUACCCUGGGCAACAUGACCACUAUGGUGAGCCCUGUGGAAUUGGUGGCCAUGGAGUCUGGCCUGACCUCGGCAAUCCAGGCUGUUGAAAGCACCUCAGAGGAUGGGCAGACCAUCAUUGAGAUUGACCCAGCCCCAGACCCAGAGGCUGAGGAUACUGAGGGCAAAGCAGUCAUUUUGGAGACAGAACUGAGGACUGAGGAGAAAGUUGUAGCUGAGAUGGAAGAACACCAGCAUCAAGUUCACAACGUGGAGAUUGUAGUCUUAGAGGAUUAACUGGGGAUCUUGGGGCCAGGAGAUAUGUUUUGGUUUCAAAUUUUAAUUAUUUGUGUUUUUUUUUUUUAUCAUUGUCCCACUCAUUUCCACAUAGGAUCCUUUUUUUUAAAACAAAAUCUCGUUGUUAUAAUUGAAAAUGUUGGGUCCCUCCCACACCCUCAUUGAAAAAUGGACAAAAAUAAGCUGCCUUUCCAGAAUUUGAGAGUAGGUCACUCAAUGUCCUAAGCCUCUUACACCAAGAAAGUUAUUUCUUUUAGGGGAGGCAUCAAGAUAACCGGAAACCCUAUCCAGAAAGCUCUUUCCAGACUAGUCUAUCUGUGUACGCAUGUGUUUUUAUUCUCAUAAAGAUGCAUUGACCAAACUCUGGAACAGAGAUCUGACACUGGAAGGCAACCCACUCACACAUGGAUGCAGAAGGAUACUUUAUUUUGUAUCUUGGAAAGGGCCCUCAGAGGCCAGUGCAAAACUGAAACAAAAGGAAGUUGAACUCUGCUUGGAGGGGAAGGUGGCAUACCAGCAGCGGCUUAAAAAGGGAAGUGCUUUGGCCAGGAUGGGGCAAGGAAAUUAUCUUACUUCCAGAAGUGCAACUGAUGCCUCUUGAUAUCUCUGAGGGUUACCACCAUGGGUGCCGUUUUGAGGAGAGGGCAGUGGUAAGUGGAAGGGUACGUCUCCAUGGAACAAGCAGCAUCAGGGGCCUGCGGCUUUACAGAAAUAGCAAUCCAGGGAUGUCACAGCUGUGCUUUGGGAUUGAAGCUCACCUUGCCCCCGACUUUGUCAAAGCACUUAACCCUUCUAAACUAGGAUCAGUCCAUUCCUUUGCAAAGUGUGUUUUGUGGUGUAAAUUGCUCUGGUUCUUGGACUGUGGCUGUCAUGGGGGUGGGGCUCCAAGGCCAUCAUUUUUACUGCAUGACCCCAGGAGCGGGGGAGUUCCUCAUCCAGACCAGCUGCCCUCUUUGGUGGGGCCAUGUUUUGGCUUUGGAACCAAAAGCAGCCACUCAUUUGGUGCUUCCUCUUGUUCACCCCUCCAUCCUUCAACUGUUAAUGGCAUCUGUCUUCUGGAUCCCACGCUCUUCAGCUUUUUGGCUGAUUCCGAGAACAGUGACAGGUGCCUGCCUGCCUUCAUCCCCUUUUAGAUUCAUUUAUACCAUUUAUACCACAGAUGUUUCUGUGAGAUAUUGAGCUCAUAAAAAAACCUUAGGCUUGGCAGGGAAGACUCAACACCCCCAGCCUAUCCUGAGGCACUGAGUAGAUGUCUCCUCCUGAGCGAGCUGGACUCCCUGGGAAAGAAGCAUUGUCUGCCACGUUACAUUAUAGGAAAUGUACAGCAAUGUCAAUAAUGAUGUCUUUGGGGGGAUUUUUUUAUGUUGUUUGUGUAUUUAGAGCUGGGCCAUUUUCCGUGCUGUGAUUCCUUCUCUUUGACCAUCGUCAGUGUUUGGGGGCAAGAGUGGACCCUGGUUUUUAUUUCUUUGAUUGCAUUGUUUACUGCACUAGGAAAAACAUAGGGAAACUGCAGACAAUUUAAAGGAAAAAUAGGUCAAAAAAGAAAGCACACACCUUAGGAGUGGGAGGAUUUUUGUUUUUUUUUUAAUUAAAAGCAAAACUUUGACCUGUAGUUUCUUUUUUUUUUUUUAAAGAGGGCAGCCGCCUGAAGCCAUGUUUCUUCCAACAGAUGUUGGAAACCCUGUCGUCAAACACGUGAAAACCGCGUUCUGCCAUCCUUCAGAUGGCUCUAUAUAGUUAGAGAAGCCCUCUAAUUUGGGAGGGACAAUCUUGAAAGCCUUAAGUAUGAGAUUUCUGAACCCCAUACAGUUGUGGUUUUCAGCUUUAAAAUUAUCUGGGGUUUUAUUUUCCUUGAAACAUUCAACAGACAUAGCAACCAGCUUAGAACAAACCUUUGGCCAUUUAUGUAUCUUUAGUGAGGGAAGUGGCUUUUAUUUCUUGCUUCUUUACAUUUUCUCUUGGUACAUAAACAAAAACAAAAUUUCUGACUAAGCCUAAAACUACUACUUGAACCUAGAAAGGCGCAGGUAAUCCCUAUUGUGGUUUUUAGGGACACUUCUCUUUCGCAGAGACAAGAGGCCCAAUUCAGGACAGAGCAGGAGCCCUGGAGAACACCUACAUGCUAGCUCAGGUCCCUUUCUUUCCUCCGUCAGAGCUGUUGGCAGUGUUUUAAAGUAGUACGAACAACAUGCUUCCAAAGUCAAGAGAGCUCCUCCUCCUAAAGACAGAGCGUGUUUACUUUCACUAUCUGAAUAUUCUGACUGGUGGAAAUACAUGAGCCUUGUUUUCCUGGUCUUCCAAUAGCCUAUCAUUAUUGCUAGAUGCUAUGGCACUUGUUGUUGAGUGUGGGUUCCCUCACAGCCCUGGUCUAGAGGAUCUCAGACCGGGUGAGACAUAUGCAAGCCAUUGGUAUGUGCGCAAGCAGUUGCAAUGAAUCAUUCCUCAGGCUAACUUGGCAGUAGCCAUCUAUCUUUCUGUUCAUUCAUUAAAUAAACAUUUGUAAGUACCA
Equus caballus (horse) is the source of this 9446-nucleotide messenger RNA. The record is from RefSeq and is a predicted model, not a curated record. Lineage: Eukaryota; Metazoa; Chordata; Mammalia; Perissodactyla; Equidae.